CGGUGGAGCAGGAGCCGCCGCCAUUUUGGUUUCGCUGCCUCGGCUCGGAGCACAGGGCCGAAGCGGCGGCCGGUCGCUCCGGGUCCCGCCCUGGCCCCGUCCGCGCGGGCGGCCGGGAAGAUGCGGCGCGGAGGAGCCCGUCCUCGGCCCCGGCCGUGUUGUCGCUGACACGAGUAAAAGAUGCUGGCUGCCAGUAGUGGAACAGAUCUUCUGUGGAACACACCUCUGUAAAUCUUCCCUCCAGUUACCUGAAGGCAAAUAUUCCGCCUGUGAUGGACCCUCGGAAUACUGCUAUGUUAGGCUUGGCUUCCGAUUCUGACGGGUUUGCUGGGAAAAGCCCCUCUGUGGCAAACGUUGGCACGGUGGUGGGCAAAGGGGAAGCCGAGCUAGAAAGUUGCGCCAAGGAAGAAGACGACGGCAAGAAGAAGAACCGGGAGGGGACCAGCGCCGAGAAUGGGAAGAACGAGGCUCUGAGCGACGCGCAGCAACAGUUUUCGGUGAAAGAAACCAAUUUUUCCGAGGGAAACUUGAAGCUGAAGAUUGGGCUUCAAGCCAAGCGAACGAAAAAGCCUCCCAAGAACCUGGAGAAUUAUGUGUGCCGGCCCGCUAUAAAAACCAGCAUCAAACAACCCAGAAGGGCACCCAAGAGUGGGAAGAUGACAGAUGAGAAGAAUGAGCAUUGUCCUUCGAAACAAGACCCUUCAAAGUCGUACAAGAAAGCCGGAGAAGCUGCAACAGUUGAAUUACGUGUGGAAGAAGGUAUACAAGUAGAAACAAAUCCUUUAGCUAAGAAAGUUCCCCCAUUGCACUCUGAAAUGACCGAUUAUAUAAAGUCAUCUCCUCCGACCCUUAUCAGUAGCCAUAAUUCUGACUUAAAGGAUAGAACACAAAUUAACGGAGCGACAACUGUAACAGAAAAAUUGGCUCAACUUAUCGCAACUUGUCCCCCUUCGAAGUCUUCCAAAACAAAGCAGAAGAAGCCUGGAAACGGAACCGCGUCUGGUUUGCUGAAAGACUCUGGGAAGAAGCUGCCUGGAACCGUAACGGCAAGUGGGUUAGUUAAUAAAGAUUUGGUAAAGAAAUUGCCGGGAUCUGGUCUUGCAGUUGGUUUGGUGAAUAAGGACUCAGGGAAGAAGCCGUUAGGGAUCGGUAGCGCAGCCAUAUUGGUGAACAAGGACUCUGGGAAGAAGCCACAAGGAAUCGGCCCGUUAAUCGGCCUGGUUAACAAGGACUCUGGGAAGAGGCCGCCAGGGAUCAGCACCCCAGCUGGGUUAGUUAACAAGGAUUUGGGAAAGAAACAGCCGGUGACCAGCUCCGCAGUGGGAUUAAUCAGCAAAGAUGUUGGGAGGAAACUUCUGGGUAUCAGCACUCCAGUGGGAUUGACUAGUAAAGAGCCUGUCAAGAAGCCGUUGGGGAUUGGCGCUCCGACAGGGUUGAUUAACAAGGAUGCCGGGAAGAAAUUGUUGGGAAUAAGUAGUCCUACAGGACUGGUGAACAAGGAUUCGGGGAGAAAGAUGCUGGGAACUGGCAGUCCGGCAGUUCUGCCCAACAAAGACUCCGGAAGGAAAACACCAGCGAUCGGCAGCCCAGCGGGACCAGUUAACAAGGACUGCGGGAGGAAGAUGCCGGGAAUGAGCAGUCCGGUGGGGCUGGUGAGCAAGGACUCUGGAAAGAAGCCGCCAGGAAUGGGCAAUCCGGUGGGUUUGGUUAACAAGGACUCUGGAGCUCUGAAAGCAGAUGCUCUCCUGCCCUCCUCGGAGCCCUUUGACCUUCCUUGCAGUUCAGACCUCAGCAGCCUCGAAAGCCAUGAGACUACAGAUUUACUGAAGGAAAAUACCACUAGCAAAACGUUUGAGAAGCAUAGUAUGAGGCAGAGUAAAGAAAGCAUCUUGGACAAAUUUUCGAUUCGGAAAGAAAUCGCUGAUGUAGGCAAGGAGAUGUUUGGUGAAGGAAUCUGCGUUCCACAGGAUGCUUACUCAACCGGUGAGAAAGGGAUUUACGAAACGUCAAAGCACGAAAAACAGCCCCCAGUAUAUUGCACUUCGCCAGACUUCAGAACAGGAGGCGCCUCAGACGUAUCGACGGCAAAGUCCCCGUUCAGCGCGGUGGGAGAGGGAAACCUCCCGUCGCCUUCACCCACGGUGUCUGUUACCACCUUGAACAGGAGCCUCUCGACGACGCUGGCGUCCAGCGCGUUGCAUUUGAGUUCCACGGCGGAUCUCUUAGAAGGCAUCUCGGACCAGAUUGGCAAAACCCAGUUUUCCUCUGGCAGUACGCUUCUGAAUAUUAACAGAACGUUGAACCACGCUCUGAGCACUGAUUUUAAAGGUGCUGAUAAAGAUUUGAAUGAUUCGAAAGCUGCUUACGUAGAAACUUCAAGAACUAGUCCUUCUACAGGGAAAAAGCCGAUUUUGGCAGCUGAAACAAACAUCCAUGCUACUGUCACCCCUUCAGUAGUUAGUUUUACGAGCUUGUUUAGCAGCAAGCAGUUCCUAAAGAUCGGUGCGAUAGCUGCAGCGGAUAAAUCCUGCCAAGGAGCAAAAAACCUGAGCGCUACUCAGCAAUCCAAACCUCUAAAGAAAAGGAAAGGAAGGAAGCCACGGUGGACUAAGGUGGUGUCACGAAACGCCUGUCGACCUCCGAAAGGUCUAGAACUAGAAAGGUCAGAGCUUUUUAAAAAUAUUUCCUACAGUGCACUAUCGAGCGGGAACUUGGAGCAGGCCAAAUUCUUGAAAAACAUAGGAUCGUCUUCAUUCGUGGAGCACGAGUUUGUCAAGCAUCAGUUGCCAAAGCUGAGCGAAAGCAGCGGACAGUCUCUGGCGCUGUUAGCCGAGGCUGACAAGCAAACUCCAAAGUUCUACAGCGCUCACAAACAACCCUCUGGUUUGUGUAUGUCCGACGAUUUCUUGCCUGAUAUGUAUAAACCCAAAAGGGGAAGACCGAAAUCCAAGGAGAUGCCGGAGCUCGAAGGUCCUCCCAAAAGAACUCUAAAGAUCCCAGCGUCCAAAGUCUUUUCGAUGCAGUCGAAAGAAGAGCAAGAACCUCCGAUUUUGCAGCCUGAAGUAGAAAUUCCCUCCCUGAAACAGAGCUUAGCAGGACAAGCUUUUCCCAAGAAGAGAGGGAGACCUAAAAGGCAGAUCAGGUCAUCCAUUAAAAUGAAGCCACCUAUUCUUUCUGUGGCACCUUUCGUUGGAACAGAUAACUCGAGCAAGAUGGAAUCGGAGAGCGAUCAGCACCGAGGCGGGGACUUUUUUGAGCGAAAGGACCAGCUCCGAGGGCCAGAAGAAGUCCAAAAACCUCCCAUUUGCAGUAUGACUGAUUUGGAAGUAGACUCGGACAGAAAAGUCGCCAAGAGAAAUAACGGACAGUUAAUGAAAACAAUUAUCCGAAAAAUAAAUAAAAUGAAGACCCUGAAGCGAAAGAAGCUUUUGAAUCAGAUUCUGUCUAGUACAGUGGAACCAAAUAACAAAGGGAAAGUGCAAUCGAAACUCCACAACACAGUGUCGACCCUUGCUGCCACGUUUGGUUCGAAAUUAGGCCAGCAAAUAAAUGUCAGCAAAAAAGGAACCAUUUAUAUAGGAAAAAGGAGAGGAAGGAAGCCUAAAGCUGUCCUGAACGGUAUUUUAACCGGCAGCUCUGCUGGUUUGGCGGUUCUGGAGAAGUCAGCUCAACAAAUCCCGGGGACGUCACUAGGACAAGUUCUUCCCCAUCUGCUGCCUUCACCAACGACUAACUCCGAGAUUCUUCCGUCCCCGGUUUGCUCGCAGUCGUCCGCGGUGAGCGGGGGCCAGAGCCCCGCGGGCAGCGACGCGGGCUUUAUCGAGCCCAGCUCGGUGCCGUACUUACACAUCCACUCCCGGCCAGGGAGCGUCGUCCAGACCCUCGCCAUGAAAAAAGCCGCCAAGGGAAGGAGGAGAUUAUCUCCCCCGACGCUGCUGCCAAACUCUCCUUCUCACCUGAGCGAGCUGACGUCGCUCAAAGAGGCCACUCCGUCCCCGGUGAGCGAGUCCCACAGCGACGAGACCAUUCCCAGCGACAGCGGGAUAGGAACGGACAACAACAGCACUUCGGAUCGAGCCGAGAAAUUCUGCGGGCAGAAGAAGAAAAGGCAUUCGUUCGAUCACGUUUCCCUCAUCCCGCCCGAAACUUCCACCGUGCUGAGUAACCUGAAAGAAAAGCAUAAACACAAAUGCAAGCGCCGCAGUCACGAUUACCUCAGUUACGACAAGAUGAAGAGGCAGAAGCGAAAAAGGAAAAAGAAGUACCCUCAGCUUCGAGGCAGGCAGGACCCGGAUUUCCUCGCCGAAUUAGAAGAAUUAAUAAGUCGAUUAAGCGAAAUCCGAAUAACCCACAGAAGCCACCACUUCAUCCCGCGAGAUUUACUGCCUACCAUUUUCAGGAUAAAUUUCAACAGCUUCUACACUCAUCCUACUUUUCCUUUAGAUCCUUUGCACUACAUUAGGAAACCUGAUUUAAAGAAAAAGAGGGGCAGGCCUCCCAAAAUGCGCGAGGCGAUGGCAGAAAUGCCGUUCAUGCACAGCCUGAGCUUUCCUCUCUCCAGCACCGGGUUCUACCCCUCGUACGGCAUGCCUUACUCUCCCUCUCCCCUCGCGGCCGCUCCCAUCGGCUUAGGCUAUUACGGAAGGUACCCCCCGACUCUUUAUCCUCCUCCACCCUCUCCUUCUUUUACUACCCCCCUCCCGCCACCUUCCUACAUGCACACGGGCCACUUGCUUCUCAACCCCACCAAAUACCACAAGAAGAAGCAUAAACUUUUACGCCAGGAGGCUUUUCUCACGACGAGCCGGACUCCGCUCUUGUCCAUGAGCACGUACCCCAGCGUUCCGCCCGAAAUGGCUUACGGUUGGAUGCUGGAACACAAGCACAGGCAUCGCCAUAAACACCGCGAGCACCGUUCUUCGGAACAGCCGCAGGUUUCCAUGGACACUCUGGCGGCGAAUGGCUCCUCUAGAACGGUUCUGGAGUCCUUGAAGCGCUACAGGUUUGGGAAGGAGGCCGGGGAGAGGUACAAACACAAAGACAAACACAGAUGUCACAUGUCGUGUCCACACCUGUCGCCUUCCAAGGGUUUGCUAAGCAGAGACGAACAGUGGGUGCGGAGGGAGCCUUCGGAGCCUAAUUCCUUAGCGCUGGGGCUGCAGACGCCGCUCCAGAUUGACUGUUCGGACAAUUCCCCAGCUCUGUCCCUGGGGGGAUUCACUCCGAGCUCCGAGCCGCCCAGCAGCGACGAGCACACCAACCUUUUCACAAGUGCAAUAGGCAGCUGCAGAGUCGCAAACUCCACGGGCGCCAACGGCCGGAAAAAAUUAACGGACAGCCCGGGACUCUUCAGCGCUCAAGACAACGCGUUAAACCGCCCCCUCAGAAAGGAGCCCUUGCCCUCUAGCGACAAGGCGCUGCAGCCGCUGGCAGGCGCUUUGCCGACGCAGGACAAACCUCCCCAGCGACAGCCGGAGAGCACAAGCUGCAGCCCUUCCCGGAAGAGAUCGACGUCCGAGAGCGCGUCUUCCACAGGGGCCGGAGCCCCGACCCGGGGAGCGCGGCUGGCGAGCGGCGCUGACGACCCCGUGGACGGUUUGUUGCAGCGCAUGGCGCAGCACGACACCCAGAGCGCUCUGGACAAAACCUUAGAAGCCGUCAUGGCCAACGUGGCCGUUCCACCCUCAGCCAGUCCUGCUCGAAACCACAACCGGGAGCGGGCGCUGGGCAAACAGGACGGGCUGGGAGCCCCGGCCCUUCCCGGCAGCGAUAGCAACAUCUCGCUGCUGGCGGACACACUCCCGGACACCUACUCCCCGCAUCACCUCAAGAGGAGCGUGGUGGAAGCCAUGCAGCGCCAAGCGCGCAAAAUGUGCAAUUACAACAAGAUCCUGGCGACAAAAAAAAAUCUCGACCACGUCAAUAAAAUCCUGAAAGCCAAAAAACUGCAAAGGCAGGCGCGGACUGGGAAUAAUUUUGUGAAGCGCAGGCCGGGGAGGCCCCGAAAAUACCCGCUGCAGGCGGUGGUUUCCAUGCAGGCGUUCCAGGCGGCCCGGCUGGUCAGCCAGGAGUUGGAGAAACGAGAGGAGAGCAGCAGCCCCUUGCACCUGGGACCCGACACCAUCACGGACGUGAUCGAAGCCGUCGUGCAGAGCGUCAGCUUGAACCCGGAUCACCGCAAAGGCUGGAAGAGGAAGAGGUGGCUCGCGGAGGAACAGGCCAGGAAGCGGCAAAAGUCGUUAGCGGAAGACGAGCAGGAGAGCAAUAAGAGUUUCUCUGAGGCGGCAGCGGAACCUCCCAGUCCACACGACGCCCUUGGGAAACCGCCCGAAGCCGAGAACACGGAGCAGCCUCUGCCGCCUGUGACCCAGCGGGAGAAGAAAGCCCCUCGGCCCCCAAAAAAGAAGUACCAGAAGGCCGGGCUCUAUUCCGACGUCUACAAAACAGCCGACCCCAAGAGCCGCCUCAUCCAGCUGAAGAAGGAAAAGCUGGAGUACACGCCUGGGGAGCACGAGCACGGCUUGUUCCCGGCCCCCAUUCACGUCGGAAAGUAUCUCAGACAGAAGCGAAUCGACUUCCAGCUGCCGUACGACAUCCUCUGGCAGUGGAAACACAACCAGUUGUAUAAAAAGCCAGAUGUUCCGCUUUAUAAAAAAAUCCGUUCUAAUGUCUACGUGGAUGUCAAACCCCUUUCCGGCUACGAGGCCACUACCUGCAAUUGUAAGAAGCCCGAUGAGGAGAGCGGGAAGGGCUGCGUGGAGGAUUGUCUGAACAGGAUGAUCUUUGCGGAGUGCUCCCCCAACACGUGCCCGUGCGGCGAGCAGUGCUGCAACCAGCGCAUCCAGCGGCACGAGUGGGUGCAGUGCCUGGAGCGGUUCCGCGCCGAGGAGAAGGGCUGGGGCAUCCGCACCAAGGAGCCCCUCAAAGCCGGCCAGUUCAUCAUCGAGUACCUGGGGGAAGUCGUUAGCGAGCAAGAAUUCAGGAACCGGAUGAUCGAGCAGUAUCACAACCACAGCGACCACUACUGCCUGAAUUUGGACAGCGGGAUGGUGAUCGACAGCUACCGCAUGGGCAACGAGGCUCGCUUCAUCAACCACAGCUGCAACCCCAACUGCGAGAUGCAGAAAUGGUCCGUCAAUGGCGUGUACAGGAUCGGGUUGUACGCGCUCAAAGACAUGCCCGCUGGUACCGAAUUGACCUACGACUACAAUUUCCAUUCGUUUAAUGUUGAAAAACAGCAACUCUGCAAAUGCGGUUUUGAAAAAUGCCGAGGGAUCAUUGGUGGGAAAAGCCAGCGGGUGAACGGACUCUCCAGCAAGAGCAGUCAGGCCGUGAGCAGCCACAGGAGGCCCGGGCGCUCCAAAGAGAAAAGGAAGUCAAAGCACAAACUGAAGAAGAGAAGGGGCCACAUCCCAGAGGAGCCCAGCAAGAGCGUGAACGCGCCCACCCGGCUGACGCCGCAGCUGCAGAUGAAGCCCAUGUCCAACAGAGAGAGGAAUUUUGUGCUGAAACACCACGUCUUCUUGGUCCGAAACUGGGAAAAGAUUCGACAGAAGCAAGAGGAGGUGAAGCAGGUCAGCGACAACAUCCACCCCACGUCGCUCUACAACCGCUGGAACGGGAUCUGCCGGGACGACGGCAACAUUAAAUCCGAUGUCUUCAUGACCCAGUUUUCCGCCCUCCAGACCUCGCGCUCGGUGCGGACGCGGCGCUUGGCGGCGGCGGAGGAGAACAUCGAGGUGGCUCGCGCCGCCCGCCUGGCGCAGAUCUUCAAGGAAAUCUGCGACAGCAUCAUCUCCUACAAAGGUGAAGAUUCCUCCAGGCAGGCGCUGGCAGCUCCUCUCCUCAACCUCCCCCCGAAGAAGAAAAACGCGGAUUAUUACGAGAAGAUCUCCGACCCCUUGGACCUCGCCACCAUUGAGAAGCAGAUCUUGACGGGCUAUUACAAAACCGUGGAAGCGUUUGAUGGCGACAUGCUCAAGGUUUUCCGGAACGCGGAGAAAUAUUAUGGCAGAAAAUCUCCGACCGGGCGCGACGUGUGCCGGCUCCGCAAGGCCUAUUACAGCGCUCGGCACGAGGCGGCCGCCCAGAUCGAUGAGAUCGUGGGAGAGACGGCAAGCGAAGCCGACAGCAGCGAGACCUCGGUCUGCGAGAAGGAGAACGGGCACGAGAAGGACGAGGACGUGAUCCGCUGCAUCUGCGGCCUGUACAAGGACGAAGGGCUCAUGAUCCAGUGCGAAAAGUGCAUGGUGUGGCAGCACUGCGACUGCAUGGGCGUGAAUUCCGACGUGGAACACUACUUGUGCGAGCAGUGCGAACCUCGAUCUGUGAACAGGGAGGUUCCCAUGAUCCCUCGUCCCCAUUACGCCCAGCCCGGCUGCGUUUAUUACAUCUGCUUGUUACGGGACGACCUGCUGCUGCGCCAAGGUGACUGCGUGUACCUGAUGCGCGACAGCCGCCGGACCCCAGACGGACACCCCGUGCGGCAGUCGUACCGCCUCCUGUCCCACAUCAACAGGGAGAAACUCGACAUCUUCCGCAUCGAGAAGCUCUGGAAAAAUGAGAAGGAGGAGCGGUUUGCCUUCGGGCACCAUUAUUUCCGCCCGCACGAGACGCAUCAUUCCCCUUCGCGCAAGUUCUACCACAACGAGCUGUUCCGCGUGCCGCUCUACGAGAUCAUCCCCUUGGAGGCCGUGGUGGGAACGUGCUGCGUCCUCGACCUCUACACCUACUGCAAAGGGAGGCCGAAAGGCGUGAAGGAGCAGGACGUCUAUAUUUGCGAUUACCGCCUCGACAAAUCCGCUCAUCUCUUCUACAAGAUCCACCGCAACCGCUACCCCGUGUGCACCAAGCCCUACGCCUUCGACCACUUCCCCAAAAAACUCACGCCCAAGAGAGACUUCUCCCCUCAUUACGUCCCAGACAACUACAAGAGAAACGGGGGCAGAUCUUCAUGGAAAACAGAUCGCUCGAAACCCCAGAUGAAAGACUUAAACCAAGAAGAGGAUUCUCUACCGCUCAUCGAGGACGUUUUAGGAAACCAAGAGCAAACUCCGGGCGAGGUGCCGGGGCUGGAGGAGCCCGACAAAGAGGCGCUUCCGAGCGAGAGCUGCGCAGCGGAGAAAAAGGGGGAGGAAAGCGGGUCUGUGUGCAGCGCGGAGGAGCGGAGACACGUCCAGCGCGAGAGGCUCAACCAGAUCCUGCUCAACCUCCUCGAGAAGAUCCCCGGGAAAAACGCGAUCGAUGUCACGUACCUGCUGGAGGAAGGAGCGGGGAGGAAGCUGCGGCGCCGCACCCUGGCCGUGCCGGAGAGCAGCUUCAGGAAGUGACGGCACCGCCAGCGCUGCGGUUCGGAACCUGCUCCGAGGGCGAGAGCCCGAAUCCUCGCGCCGGCCGAGGGAAGGAGGGCGGCGGCAACAAAAACCACGGACAAAUCAUACGAAACAGUUCAGCACUUGGGCGGCCGGGUGCUCUCAUGGUGUGUGUGUUGUUGGGCGUGCCUUGUAUUGAUGUUCGGUACUGAGAAAAACCUUGUGGUUCUUGUCCAGGAUGGUCAAAAUUUAAUUUAUUUUUUGCUUGAUAUUCCCACUCAGAGGAAAAAUCUAUUGAAAAAGAGAUAAACGGGGAGGUAAGAAGGGUGAGGAUGGACUCUGCUGAGGGUGCUCAGCGGUGAAGCCGGGACUGGCCAGGCGCGCUCGGCACCGCCGCCGGUGGAAAGCAGCCGUGAGGGGAACGAGCGGCCGCCUCCGAUUUGCACAAGUUCCGAGAAGAGCGAAACGUGCGGAAUGUGGCGAAUUGUCCAGCGUCACCUCGGAGCGGAGCAGGAGUUGGUGCAGGCGCUCGUUCCGCAGCGGAGCGCGGGACGGGGGUGAUUGCGGUGGAUUGCGUUGCUUUUAUCCACUUCUUUUCUGCAGAGAAGUUUUUCCCAAGCGAGUCGAACCCUGACGACGCCAUCGCUGUUGGUUCUUUUGCUAAGCUGUGGUUCUCGUGUGUCUAGUGUGUCGUGCAAAUUAAAACCUCUUAAAAGGAGAAAAAAAAACCCACAAAAACCCAAAAAAAAAAGGCAAUCUUCACUACAUGCCCCGUCGAGCAGUAUUCAGAGCGAGUAUUUGUUGUGAACUGUAGAAUAUAUCGACUGCUAACACUAUUCUUGUGUUCUGGUUGUACAGCUGCAAAGUCCGUCUCUUAAAUUAAGAGGUGGCGUAUCCCGCGCCCCCAAAGCCGCGGUUGGAACCGCCGCCGGAGCAGCAGCGUGGCAGGUACCGGAAGGCGGGGGCGCGCCGCUGAGGCCGCCGCGGUGAGGCCGCGGGGCGCGGGGUGCGCCGCCCCCAGACCAGCUUCGCUUGGUGUCUCAGCCGUACAUACGCAUCCCCCGUCCUGUUUUAGAUGUUCCUCCAAGAGAAAAACCCCCAGUUUUUAAUGUGCCAAGUUGUAUAUAUAUAUAUCUAUCUGCUGCGUGGAUGUAAAGCAAUACGGUAGUUCCAUGUUCCUUUUUAACGGACCAAGCUCGUCCUAAUGUACAUUCUUGUUAUUAUUAUUCUAAUUAUUUUACUCUUAGUGGAACAUGACUCAUUCCAUUCACUUUGACGUGUUGAUUUGAAAAGUUCAAAAAAAGCAAAAAAAAAAAAAAAAACAAAACAAAAAAAAGAAAACAACGACAAAAAAAAGGACAAAAAACCCUUUGAGAAAAAAAAAUAUUUUAUUAAAAAAAAAAAAUAAGAAAAUAGUUUGGAAUAUUUUCUUACUGUAGAGAAGCACUGUACAGAACCAGGAGCCCUGAGUAUCAAAUACUCGUGCGUGUAGUAGGAAUAGCGCAUGUCCCGAACCUGCCGUUGUCUCCCUUAGUCCAACAGGAAUCAUCGUCUGCAAUGGUGUUAAACACUACAGCCUUUUUAAAGAGCAAGAACCCAACGUCCAGCGCGUGCAGAAGCGAGACACUAGCUCUGGCAUCUCCUCUUUCUUUUGUUGAAAGACUAAACAAAACGUUUUGUAGACAAUCAACCGUUAGGUAAGUGCAAAGACUUGUUUUUUCUUACUGGUGUAGAAAUUACUGACUUUUUUUAUUUGUUGGGUUAUUUUCUAACGCCGAGAGCGCGGGGUCGGCCCAGGAAGCACUACAUUACUGCAAAUAGCUCCCCACUUAGUCUGCAUGGGUGUAGGCUGUGUGAUUGCUGAAAAUAAAUGCUGCUAAUAUAUUUCCUUUUUACAAAGCAUAUCUAAAUAGAUCAUUGUUUUGAUGUUAAUCUUUGUAAAUUAUGUAUUACCAAUUUUAACAUUGGAUGUAAUUGCAUAAAAAGCCUGCAUCUCAAUCCUGAGAGUCUAGUAUUAAAUGGAAGAUCUUUUCCUA
Columba livia (rock pigeon) is the source of this 11347-nucleotide messenger RNA. It is a transcript of the gene ASH1L, whose product is annotated as ASH1 like histone lysine methyltransferase. The record is from RefSeq and is a predicted model, not a curated record. Gene Ontology annotation, cellular component: nucleus; nucleoplasm. The coding region runs from base 273 to 9329 and encodes 3018 amino acids. Gene Ontology annotation, molecular function: histone H3K4 methyltransferase activity; DNA binding; protein binding. Gene Ontology annotation, biological process: regulation of DNA-templated transcription. NCBI's taxonomy places the organism in Eukaryota, Metazoa, Chordata, Aves, Columbiformes, Columbidae. The transcript is spliced from 28 exons.